AUGAGGUAUCUAAAACCCUUUCUUCUUUUGCAAGCUGGUGCUGCCUUUGAGCUCUUUGAUAAGGUCGACUCGGGGUAUAAGGCCUGUGGUCAAGUACACCAGGCAGUGGUAGCACCUGGCCUGGAUAGCGAUCACUUGGAUGUCUCUCCAUAUUGCGACGUCGAUAACCAGCCUUAUUUGGGCUCAAUGGCCUUGUGCUUGAAGGAUUCACUAGUUGAUGAAGACUAUAUUGAUCGUUUCCUUGCAGUCUGUCCCCAGUCGCUCUCGAAGCAUCAGUUCGAUGAGGCUUACACCAAUGCAACCAAGUAUGCGGUCAACAGCAGCUCGUCUCUGGCAGCUCUGGAAGCUUCGAUUCGACUGUUGUCGUUUUCCAGAGGCACAGUGUUGCAAGUAGCUUCUGACAUCAGCAACUUCGACAGAACGAACAACUACUCGGUCAUCUUCGGUGCUACACUCACCGUCUACUGGUUUUUUGUGUGCAUUGUUGCUGGCAUAAUUCAUUGGACAAGAAGCUUUUUCCCAAACUGGUCGGGUGCUCUUCUUGCGUGGGCUCCCGUCAAUCACAUUAGGAGACUCUUUAUCAUUCCUCCUACUUUCAAAAAGGCUCACUUCAAUACCAAAAAGCUUGGGCGUUUUGAGUGGCUUGUCCCUUUGAGGAUGGAAUCUAUCUUACUAGCGAUAUACUUUAUCUUGAGUGCUGUCUUUUGUGGUGUGGAGAUCAAUAAUGCUUCAGACAGACCCGUGUAUCUACAAGUGGGAAACAGAAGCGGCAUUCUCACUAUCUUUGCCUUCCCAGUGCUAAUUCUUUUUGCUGGUAGGAACAACUUCUUGCAAUUUGUAACUGGUUGGCAAUAUACUAGGUUUUUGAUCUUCCACAGGUGGAUUGCAAGAGUCUCCUUCUUGAUGUUGAUGGUUCACGUGGGAACCAAGACAAUGACACUCAAGUCUUUCAACAGUUACCCUUCUUCACUCCGUGAUGGAUAUAUUCUAUGGGGACUCAUAGCAGCCGUGGCGAUGGGGUGUAUAAUUGGAUUUUCGAUGUUUUGGCUUCGUCGUACGAGGUACGAAUUAUUUCUCAUCACUCACUAUAUUCUUGCAAUCUUGUUAAUUGCGGGCGGCUUUGUACAUGUCAAGCAUAAACUGCUUGAGGGCUUCUUCAUUGCGUGCAUUGCUGUCUGGGGCUUCAACUUCCUCGUAAGAGGUGUCAGGCUUGCACUGUUUGGGGUCCAGGAAGCCACAAUUGAGCUCAAAGCUAAUGAAACCAUCAGAGUGGUCUCAAAAAGACCUUCUUGGUGGAAACCACAUCCAGGCAGCCAUGCCUUCGUGCAUUUCCUCACACCAACAGCAUUUUGGCAGUCACACCCAUUCACCUUGGUUGAUGAGCCUGAAGAUGAACACACCAUCGGAAUGUACGUCAAAAUAAAAGGCGGUGUCACGCAUGGGCUUUAUCAAAAAUUGUUGAAUGCACCAGGUCACACUCUCAGGGUGAAGGUGAUGGUAGAGGGCCCUUACUUCGAAAGAAUGCCAGUGGAGAUUGUCGACCGUGCUGUAUUCAUUGCUUCAGGUAAUGGAAUUCCAGGCAUGUAUGCUGGUGCCAAAGAUUUUGCAAUCAACUAUCCACACAGGCCGGUGAAAUUGGUUUGGAUCAUUCGGGACUAUUCAUCACUCACAUGGUUCACUACAGAGCUUAGGCAGUUACAAAUGCUAAACAUGGAGGUAAUGAUUUAUGUUUCUCGAGGCUCCAAAGAGAGAUCCCUGGAUUUUGGAAAGAAUGAGAGUGAAAAGUCCGAUAAUGGAGCUUUCGACUACAUGAACAGUAUGAGAACUUCGCUUUCUCACAUAGAGUUCAUUGAAGGACGUCCUGAUAUGAGGUCACUAGUAGGGGACGAAUUAGCAUACGCCGGUAAUAAUAGCACAGGUUUUGUUACUUGUGGGCAUCCUGCCAUGGUUGACGAUAUCAGGGCUCAGAUAGUUCAGGAGCUUGCAAGGGAUCCAAGCCAAAAGAUCGAGUUAUUCGAACAAUUCCAGAUGUGGUAA
Molecule: messenger RNA, 2037 nt
Organism: Candidozyma auris
Lineage: Eukaryota; Fungi; Ascomycota; Pichiomycetes; Serinales; Metschnikowiaceae
Gene: FRE7
Product: Fre7p
Exons: 1
Coding region: 1-2037 (678 amino acids)
Biological process (GO): intracellular iron ion homeostasis; iron ion transport; copper ion import
Cellular component (GO): plasma membrane
Molecular function (GO): ferric-chelate reductase activity
Source: RefSeq, a predicted model, not a curated record